AUGACCAAAGAGAACUUCCGCCAAUCCCUGACGGCAGCUCAAGUGCUCUAUGGAUCAAAGGAGGACAAGGCGUCCCUUGCGAACAAGUACUGCAAGCAAGUGCUGCAGGCGGGGCUGGAAAGGCCCAACUGGAGUGCUGUCAUCGCGGCCGGCGGCGCCUGCGAGGCUGGCGGGCUCAAAGGCCGUGACGACGCUUGUGCCGUCGACGCCGACACCUUGUUCACCCGGCCCUGGGCUGCAGAGCUCGAGGAGUACUUUGGCCCCGACAGAGCGCAGGCCUACAGCGACAUACUCAUCAAAACUGGCAUAUCCCUGGCAGGCCCAAACGACAUCAUGGACAGACCCGGCAGGAUCUACAUUUCACGGGACGAAAAGGUGAAGAACCCGGCGAUCUUCCAUGUCGGCGAAACUACGGCGGAUCUGCGCGGCAAGAAGCUGGGGCCCGCUGCUGCUCGGGUGUUCAGCUCCCACAAACAGUGCGGGCGGCCGUACGAGCUUGUGGGUGCCGACUUCGGUGUCUGCCGCGCGCGGCUGGGCGAGAGGCUGAUCCACGCGGAGCUGAGGUUGGAUCAGGGCCCCGAAGCCAAGGAGCAGUUGAAGGAGGCGGGUUUUGGCAAGGGUGUCACAUGCUCGUCCUGCGAAGCCCAGCACAUCGAAUGGUUUUUUGCGCCCGAAGAGAAGCUGCGCAAGGUGAUCCAGUGGUGGUGUGACUUUGUGGACAAGCACGAUUCCGCCCUUCUUUCAAACUUCUGCUUGAAGCACUCCUUUCUGCCGCUGUGA
Messenger RNA from Monoraphidium neglectum, 780 nucleotides. RefSeq lists its product as hypothetical. The coding region runs from base 1 to 780 and encodes 259 amino acids. The record is from RefSeq and is a predicted model, not a curated record. NCBI's taxonomy places the organism in Eukaryota, Viridiplantae, Chlorophyta, Chlorophyceae, Sphaeropleales, Selenastraceae. The transcript is spliced from 2 exons.